This is a messenger RNA of Aureobasidium melanogenum CBS 110374, 1725 nucleotides long. RefSeq names its product kinase-like protein. Gene Ontology annotation, molecular function: protein serine/threonine/tyrosine kinase activity; ATP binding; protein serine/threonine kinase activity. Gene Ontology annotation, cellular component: kinetochore; nucleus; spindle. Lineage: Eukaryota; Fungi; Ascomycota; Dothideomycetes; Dothideales; Saccotheciaceae. Gene Ontology annotation, biological process: protein localization to kinetochore; meiotic spindle assembly checkpoint signaling; mitotic spindle assembly checkpoint signaling. The record is from RefSeq and is a predicted model, not a curated record. The transcript is spliced from 4 exons. Bases 1 to 1725 code for a protein of 574 amino acids.
AUGACUACUGCCGCACGACCUUAUUACCGCCACGCCUCCCCUCUAUCAGUAUUCAACCCAGCUCAAGGCUUUGCUGCCGACGCGCCAAUGAUGCAGCGCAUUGACGUUGGCGACUCGUCCGACGAUGAGAUCCCGCCGCCCAUGAAGUUCAGCGCUCUUACCAGGGCUCUCCUCGACGCUGCGCGCGACUACGAGACACCUAGCAGAGCUCCGCAAUUGAAGAUUACUCGUCACGCCUCAGCAGAGUCAUCAGCACAUCCUGGUUCUGUACGCGUCAAGAGGGCUCCUGGCGCUUUCCUCAGGGGUGCUCCAGUGAGAAGAGGUUUCCGCAGACGCGAAAGUGACGACAAUCAUGACGCAGCUGAAGACCAAGAGAAUAUUCCUCCACCAACCUUCAAACGCGACAGACACCAUGACUUCAAGUAUCUUGGAAAGCCCGAAAAGAUUGCGUUGCACUCCAAAUCUCAACCUGUCGAGGAGACUCCAAUGUCUGGAGUCUCACAUCAAUCACCUCGGAGAGCACUCACAUCGAUCAGCAACAACACUCCUGUCAGACCCGCUCCUCCCCCACCACCGAAAAUGAGUGUUUUGGACGCUGCAACAAAAACUGCCGGUGCGAGCACUACCAAGAGCAAGAAAAGACGCCAACACAUUCUUAUCAACGGAAAGCUAUUCACUCAAAUGAACAAGGUUGGAAAGGGUGGUAGUAGUGAUGUCUACUGUGUCAUGGCCGAGAAUUACAAACUCUUUGCCUUGAAAAAGGUCAAGCUCGAAGAUUGUGAUGAAUCGGCCAUGCGCGGCUUCAAGGGCGAGAUUGACCUUCUUGAGAAGCUCGCAGAUGUCGACCGUGUUAUUCGACUCUUUGACUGGGAACUGGAUAAUGAGAAGCAGAUUCUCAGCGUGCUGAUGGAGAAGGGUGACCAAGAUCUGAACCGCAUCUUGACAAUCGCGCUCAAUGGUUCAGAUCCAAAGUUCGACCCAGUUCUGACACGCUUCUACUGGAAAGAAAUGCUUGAAUGUGUUCAAGCUGUUCACGACUACGAUAUCGUUCACUCAGAUCUGAAACCUGCCAACUUCUUAUCAGUACAAGGCAAGCUCAAGCUCAUCGAUUUUGGUAUCGCAAACGCCAUCGAUAUUGCUCAUACAGUCAAUGUCCAUCGCGACUCUCAUAUCGGAACCCCCAACUAUAUGUCACCAGAGAGCAUCUUGGAUACAAAUGCACCCACACCUGGCAGCGAACGCACCUCAAACAAUGGCAGUCGCCUGAUGAAAAUCGGCAAGCCUUCGGAUGUCUGGUCUCUUGGCUGUAUUCUAUAUCAAAUGGUUUACGGUCGUCCACCUUUCGCACACAUCGCCAAUCAGAUCAGUCGUAUCAUGGCUAUAACGAACUCGAAGGUUGUUAUCGAAUUCCCGGACAAGGGUGUUGGUGGUGUCACCGUACCUUCUGCGCUAAAGGGCACUCUCCGUCGAUGCCUGCAACGUGAUUUGCACGCUCGUCCAACCGUCAAGCAACUUCUUAGCCAUUCGGAUCCUUGGUUGUAUCCUGACGUCGGUAAUGCCGUCGCCAUGAGCGAGGACCUGCUUGCACAAAUCAUCGACAAGGUUGUCGAGAGAUGCAAGGACCCGAAACGUGGUAUACCCUCUCCUGAUGAAGUCAAGCAAUACCCCGCUAGCUUCAUGUCCAAGAUUCGCGAGAUGGUCGAGCGCGACGGUGUCGUAGGGUGA